ACAAACAUGACUGGUCGCAGUCGGAUCAACGCAGACAAUAUCACACGUAUUUUGGAUCGUUUGCUGGAGGGAUAUGACAAUCGACUUCGACCAGGAUCUGGAGUUGGAAUCACUGAAGUCAAAACGGACAUAUUCGUCACAAGUUUUGGUCCUGUAUCAGAUAUGGAGAUGGAGUACAGAAUGGACAUGUUCUUUAGGCAGAUGUGGGUUGAUGAGCGGCUGAAGUUCGAAGGCCCCAUUGAGAUACUUCGUCUUAACAACAUGAUGGUGGACAAAAUUUGGACACCUGACACGUUCUUCCGAAACUCUAAGAGAUCCAUUGCCCACAAUAUGACAACCCCCAACAAGAUGUUCCGUAUCAUGCAGAACGGAACAGUGUUUUACACCAUGAGACUAACAAUAAGUGCAGAGUGUCCAAUGCGAUUAGAGGACUUUCCACUGGAUGGGCAUGCUUGUCCUUUAUACUUUGGAAGCUAUGCAUACACCAACCGCGAAAUUGCUUACACUUGGAGAAAGGGUUUCGAGGCGUCAGUUGAUGUGCCACCAGAGUCCUCCAGCUUACUACAAUAUGACCUUGUUGGGCAGAGUCUCUUCACUGAAACAUACAAAAUAAACACAGGUCAUUACUCUGUCCAGGUUGUGCAUUUUCUUCUCCAACGAAAGCUGGGCUACUAUCUCAUCCAAACAUAUAUACCACUGAUCAUGAUUGUUGGAUUGUCCCAAGUCUCAUUUUGGAUCAACAAAGAGUCAGUGCCAGCCCGUACUGUUGCCGGCAUCACUACGGUGCUCACCAUGACAACCCUCAGCAUCAGCGCUCGCGAGUGUCUGCCCAAGGUGUCGUACGCCACGGCGAUGGACUGGUUCAUCGCCGUGUGCUUCGCCUUCGUGGCGUCCGCCCUGAUCGAGUUUCCUGACAGUGGUGCCAGCAGGGACUACAGGUCCAACUCGAUAAUCAGUGAGCCUGGGCAGUUUGUGCCCAACUUCCUGCAGUCUGGCUCGGCCAUCCCCACCAACAUGCUGCUGGCGGGCACCAGCCCCAUUGACGCCUACUCCCGAGUGCUCUUCCCCCUGGCCUUUGGCUCCUUCAACCUGGUCUACUGGUACUACUACCUCUCCAAGGACACCAUGGAGAAGGCCAGGAUCCUGGGCCAGUGAGUUCUUGCAACUGAUCUCAAGUUGAUGAUUGCUCCACCAUCACCACCUCCAUCACCACCACCAUCAGCACCAUCAGAAUCACUUCC
Molecule: messenger RNA, 1241 nt
Organism: Sardina pilchardus (European sardine)
Lineage: Eukaryota; Metazoa; Chordata; Actinopteri; Clupeiformes; Clupeidae
Gene: gabra6a
Product: gamma-aminobutyric acid type A receptor subunit alpha6a
Exons: 10
Biological process (GO): signal transduction; nervous system process; chloride transmembrane transport
Cellular component (GO): dendrite membrane; plasma membrane; GABA-A receptor complex
Molecular function (GO): GABA-A receptor activity; inhibitory extracellular ligand-gated monoatomic ion channel activity; GABA-gated chloride ion channel activity
Source: RefSeq, a predicted model, not a curated record